Molecule: messenger RNA, 1350 nt
Organism: Dentiscutata erythropus
Lineage: Eukaryota; Fungi; Glomeromycota; Glomeromycetes; Diversisporales; Gigasporaceae
Source: the annotation of a GenBank genome assembly
AUGUCUUCGUUAGUAUUAGAACGGACACGUUCCCAAAAGGCUUCAAAAAAUGAAUAUAUCGAAGUUCAGACAAGCGAAGAACAAAAUUAUGAUAUCGAUUUAAGAAAACAAAAAAUUUUAAAUAUAAGCAACGUCCAAGAAGAAAGGAGUUUAGCUUUUGAGGCAAUACCUCCAAUAUUGAUAUCGGUAGUUGGUUUGAUGCUUGCAGGAUGGCUUUUAGACAUGGUUCAAAGUUGGCCAGUUUUUGUCAAAGUUCCAGAACUAUAUAUUUUGGUGCCGGUACUAUUAAAUUUGAAAGGCAACCUUGAGAUGAAUUUAGCAUCACGAUUGUCAACUUCGGCAAAUUUAGGCGAGUUAGAUAAACCGUCAAUUCGAUACACGCUGAUUUGGGGUAACCUCGCAGUUCUUCAAGUACAAUCACUGGUUGUAGGUGCAAUUGCUGGAUUAAUUUCUUUUAUAGAAGGAAUAAUAUUUAAUCCAAAUCAUAAGACAUCAUAUCAUGAAGACAUGUCAAUAAUAGUCGUAUCAAUGAUGUGUGCUGCCUUAAGCAGUAUGAUCUUGGGGACACUUAUGUGUAUUCUUAUAAUAUUAUCUCGAAAAUUUCGCAUAAAUCCAGAUAACAUUGCAUGUCCUAUGGCAUCGUCACUCGGUGAUUUAUUCACAUUAAUUAUUCUCACUUUAUGUAGCGAAUUUAUUCUUAGUUAUAUGUCUAUAUGGAUUAGCACUGCCUUGUUCAUAAUUUUGGCUGUGAGCGUUCCUCUAUGGGCAUCUAUGGUAUGGUCUAAUAAAUCAGUUCGACAUUUAUUGACUGACGCAUGGACGCCUCUUUUCAUUGCUAUGGUGAUUUCAAGCAUUGCUGGUUUGGUAUUGGAAAAUUAUAUCGAACAAUAUCAUGGGCUUGCAUUGUUAACCCCUGUACUCAAUGGAAUAAUUGGUAAUUUGGGGUCCAUAUAUGCAUCAAGAAUAUCCACCCGUCUUCACGGUGGCACUGAAGAAAGUUAUUAUCGAUCUGAAUUAACACUAUUCUUAAUUCAUAUUCCAAUCGAAAUACUCGUUUUGAUAGUCGCUUGGUGGUUUGAUAUUGGACAUAUGAAUCUCACUUGGAGCUUUUCAAUAACUUACUUUCUCGUUUCUGUUCUCUGUGCGGCAUUUACGCUUAUAUUUGCUAAAAAAUUGACGCUAUGGUUAUGGCACCACGAUUACGAUCCAGAUAAUUACUCAUUGCCUUACAUAACCGCUAUUGUUGACGUUGUUGGUAAUGGAUUACUAGUGUUGUCUUAUUGGAGCUUAGCUAAACUUGGACUUGAUGGGCAUAAAACAAAAAAAAAAAAACAUAGAAUGCGGAACUAA